Drosophila santomea is the source of this 1372-nucleotide messenger RNA. Its product is annotated as putative mediator of RNA polymerase II transcription subunit 26. Lineage: Eukaryota; Metazoa; Arthropoda; Insecta; Diptera; Drosophilidae. Bases 171 to 1166 code for a protein of 331 amino acids. The record is from RefSeq and is a predicted model, not a curated record. The transcript is spliced from 4 exons.
UAGUUUAAAUUUAUACAUCCCAGCGGUCGGAUAGCUCUUUCGACUUCCUGUAUACAAAAAUAUAUUUGUAUUUUGUACACUUUUUUUAACUGAAAAAAAUCAUCAACUAUUUCCCUCGCGAUUUGUGCUGAGUUUUUCGUGCGGCUAACUAAUUUCCAGUGAUUUAAUUUAUGGAUGCCAAACGUGGUAAUGCCUCUGGGGCACGCCAAGGCGGUGGUGGCUAUCAUGCCUCCAAGACGAGCGUUGCUUCACGCCAUGCCGGUGGUGGAGUAGCAGCGGCAGUGGGUCACAAGCAGGCCAGUCAGGUCAGCCUGACGCCCAGCCAGUCCAGGAAUACCAAUGCCAACGAUAAUCCUCGCAAGAGUCCAUUGGACGCCCUGAGCCGCAGCGGCCCCGUACGCAAUCAGAAUCCCUUCCAGCGUCGCUCUGGCUUGCAGGAUGUGGAUGAUGCCUUUCUGGCUUCCAACGCUUUUGCCCGACCGCCCCGGGUUCGCCAUUCUGGCCUUGACAGGGACAACAUGCCGCAGGCCGCAGUAGGCGGAGCACCUGGUGGACAGCAGGCAUCGGCUCCCAUUCCCGCCCAGCAGCAGCAGCAACAACAGCAGCAGUAUCAGCAGAUGCCUCCAGUGGAUGCCGUGCCACAGCAGCAGAUGCCUCCGCCGGCAGCGGUGCCCUCACAGCAGCAAAUGCAACAGCAGUACGUGCAACAGCCGGCUGCCGGUCAGCCGACGCGCAUGGAACCGCCACCCUCGGGACGGGCUCAUGUGCAUCAACAGCAAAUGCCUCAUCAGCAGCAUCAACAAGUGCCGCAGCAGACUGGCUACGAGCAGCAGCAGCAAGUGGUCCAACCAGAUGCACAAAUGCAGAAUAAAUAUGCAAACCAGCAGUCGCAUCAGCUGCAGCCGCAACAUCAAUCUCCCCUAAAUGGAUAUCCCUCUCAGCCUCCAAACGCUCCACAGGCAUCUACGCCAACCACCGGAGGAGCAGCAGCAGCAGCGGCUCCUGGAGCAACUGGCGGCAAUAAUGCGCCCAGGGAAAAUGCUGGUGGUUCUGCUGCACCGGCGGAUGCAGAGAUGUGCACCACGUGCCCCAACUGCCAGACCACGAUCUAUCUAGUACGCUCCCCGGAACUUGGACAUGGCGAUGCCGGCUUACCAGUCCAGUAAAUGAUGAAAUCUUCCCCGAGUGAAAUGCACCAAAUUCUAAGUGCAAAUCUCUGUUGUUUUAUGACCCAUUGUUUUGUUUUAAUGUAACGACGAUUUCUGAAGGAAUCCAAACUUCAAUGAAGCUCCCUUUAAACUGGACCGUGCUCUAAUUUUGGAACAAAUGUGCGAAUUGAACAAUUCCAAAUAAAGAAAUUAGAGAGUUGUAA